UUUUUUUAUUUUUAUUUUAUAUAUUGAACCUUCCUUUUGGCAUGCAAGCAUGGCAUUGACUCUUGAAUGCUUAUUGAAAGACCCAAGCUCAUCCAGGUUCCAAGAUUUUUCCAGAUAUUUACAACAACAAUAUUCGACGGAGAAUCUCUUAUUUUGGCUUGCGGUGCAACAAUACAAAGCAGCUUAUGAUGAGAGUAAUGGAAAAUCGAUGCAUCAACAAUGUCUUGUUAUUAUUUAUACUCAUAUUCAACCCAAUGCUGUAUGCGAAAUCAAUAUUCCUUGUGAUAUGCGUUUGGCCAUCUUAGAUAAAGUCCUCCUUCAAGGUCAUAUUCAUCCUGAUCUGUUUCUACCUGCGUCUGAAGCUGUGUUGGAAUUGAUGCGUGAAAAUGCUUUUAAUCCUUGGUUGGCCCAAUCCAAUCAUACUAUGGUAUCUUCUUUCUCUUCUCCUCAAGGUUGGUCUUCUCAUCGACCUAGUGUCUCUUCUUUUCGCUCCACAAAUGAUUUUGGUUUGCCUUCAAAACGUCGGUAUCCUUCUCUAUGGAAACGUAUGAAGAAUUCCUUUUUCCGUUCUGCUUCUCAUCGUCGGUCUUCUCUUUCUUGUUCCUCUGGCAAUUCAUAGAAACAAAUGAUUCCCCCUUCCUUCUUUUUUUGUGUAUUUUUUUUUUUUUU
This is a messenger RNA of Halteromyces radiatus, 669 nucleotides long. RefSeq names its product RGS domain-containing protein. The record is from RefSeq and is a predicted model, not a curated record. The transcript has a single exon. Bases 50 to 619 code for a protein of 189 amino acids. Lineage: Eukaryota; Fungi; Mucoromycota; Mucoromycetes; Mucorales; Cunninghamellaceae.